AUCUGCAGGCAGAGGAAAUCUUAAAAACUCUAAUCUGAUCUACCUGUGCAUCAAAUAAUGAUUCCAAUAAGUCAAAUACAUCUUCAAACAAUGUAUUCCACAAACUUGGCAACACAGGAAACCUGAAAUCCUAACCGCAUGAUUCCAGUGGAUCAAAUUCAUCAUUAGGGUUCAAAAAAAAAAAAAAACCAUACCGGAAGGGUGCGUGUAUAUUUGAAAGGGGGUACCCCAUCCGGGUUUAACAACUUCCGGGUUUGUAUGGAUUCCGAAUUUGGGUCAUAUAGAAAACUGUGUUCCGGACUUAUCUCUUGAUAUAGGCAUCUUGUUCCGGACUUCUUCAUUCUCUACCAAAACCCUACUCAUCUGUUCGCAGAACCCACCCUUUUCUCUCUGUGUUGGCAUUAAAUAGGCAUAUUGUUCCCGACUUCUUCAUUCUCUAUCAAAACCCCUUUUUCUGGCUCUGUUCGCAAAACCCCCCCUUUUCUCUUUGUGUUCGCAUUAGAAGUUCAAACAACCAGAUAUGGCAGAACAACAAAAUCAACAUGUUCCCGAACGUCACUUUAUAUUGAAGCAUAAUCAGAUUGCCCUUUUGGAUGAAAAUCUUCGUGGGAUUGACGACUAUAGGGAGAUAAUCCGUUUUCUUCGAAGGUCAAGAAUUGCUCAUGCACUUACUGCAAAUGUUCGUAUAGUAAAGUCUUACAUGGAGCAUUUCUGGGCAACUGCUCUCGUGAAUAACGACACCAUUGAGGCUACAGUCAAUGGACAACAGAUCGUUAUCACGGAGGAGGUUAUUCGAGUGGCCUUGCAGUUAGGAGAGCUCGAUCAUGGCGAAAUUUGUUAUGAUGCAACCAUUAGGGAACGCGCAGUUAGACACUUUGGCUACUCUGGACCGUUGCCGUCAAGGCAAAUCAAUAAAGGAAUGCUUCGAGAGAAAUGGCGCUUCUUUUUUCAUGUUAUAAUGCAAUGUUUUGCUCCUAGAAAAUCGGGAAUGGAUGGGAUGGGACAUAAGUUGUUAUCGGCCAUGAUCGGUUUAACUUUCAAUCAACCGUACAACUUUGCGCGAAUGAUUUUACGGGCGUUGCAGACACAAAUUAGUUACGAGGCUGGAAAUGCCAAGUUGAUGCUGCUUUACCCAAGAUUCUUAAUGUUGAUCUUCAAACAUCUUAUACCGAACAUUCCAAUUCAUGAAGGCUUACCACAACUUGUUCAGACACCAAUGACGAGGCGUAUUUUUACGCAUUGUCGCAACGUCAAACCGUCGGUGCAUUCGAACGCUCUUCCGGAGAUUCGACCAAUGCUCGGUGCAAUCUUACAAGCUGAAGACUAUAAUCUUGCAGCUGAUCAAACAUGGAUUGAAAUCACCGCGGGAGUAAAUCAACUGUUUGGUAGAAUUGUCGGGGAUGAUGUAGAAAUGGAAGUAGAAAUCGAACAAGCGGGCCCAAACCUCGAUGAAAGUCGAGAUAUGUUACUUGAAGAAAUUGAUGCAGCCUUAGAGACCGAAGCUCCAACUGCUAGUUCUUCGAAAGGCAAAGGGAAGUUGGUCGAAGAUGAUGUGGUUAUGCUUAACGAGAAGGAAUAUUUAAGGACGGUGAGACAAGAUUUAGUUGCAAAGUUAUCGGAAGAGGAUCAAGCCAAGCUAGCUGCUUUCAGAAAUAAGGUCGAAUCGCUCGGUCCUACUUCCGAGUGGGCUUUAAAGUUAGCUAUUUGGAAUGAUAAACUUACGGAUCUUGAUGCCUUACCUGUUGAUUCUUCCGAUAGUGAUAGUGAUCAUGAUGGACGACCAGAUGUUGUUCCGGUUAGUCAAUCAAAGCAAAUCAUGAACUAUAAACGACGAAGAAUUGGUGAAGGUUCAAGUUCGUCUCCCGGACUUUCUGAAGCAGAAUCUGUCUCAACUAUUGAUGUCUCGGCUGCUGUAGUCACAACAGUCACUGGUGGUCUUUCCGUCUUGGGAGUUCCGGCUUCCUUAUCCCUAGUUAUAGCUGCUAUCCCGGUUCCGAGUUCUAUGGAAUUGAUCUCUGAGGUUGGUCCUCGAAUGCCAACACCACGACUGGAAGGCCCAAGACCAACAGUACCACAACCAAGACCUCGGUCAGCAGCCGAGCCUAGCCGAAGUGAACCGAUGUUUCCGGAAUAUGUGCAGAACAAGUUUGAUGAAGUUCACAGGUUUUUGGCUGAACAAACAAAGAAUAUUAAAGCAAAUCAAGAUCUCAUUAAGGAGCAGCAGAAAACCAUCAAAGAGCUACAAAAGAAAGGCGAAUUAUAUGAAAAACAUCUUUUACGGAUGGCUGCUAAUAUUCACGGUUAUGCUCAACAGAUUGCUAUCCUUAUAAAACGUGAUAUCGCCUCCACCACAAGACAUCGGGAACUUUGUGUAGCGAACGAGCAAAUACGUCGAAUUGUAACUGAGCUUGUGGAGCUAUUUGCUGCUCAGGGGGAGAGCGGUAGCAACAAAGAAUUACAAGUCCAAGCGCAGUGCAAACUUGAUGAGCUCAAAAAGAUUUACGACGAUCUUGAUAAAGACAAGGAUCCCAACGCUUCACAGCAGAGGGAGCAGCCUGUGACAACCGGCAAAACUAAUGGUAAUUCCGUACAACUUAACAACUAUUUAUACGUUUAAUUGCAUUCAUUUAUGACUUAAUUUGUGCAUGAGUAGGUCAUACAAGUUUAGCAACCUUAGGAAAUAUUGAAACUUGACAAUUGAUAUUGUUACUUUCGUUGCGUCGCAAGAAAACAACUAUGUCCUAAUAUUCAUGCCAGCAAGUUCUGAAAACUGUCCGAAACAACUAACGGAUGAUGCGACAAGCGUAUCAUCACAUUUACAUGAAUAAAAACCUUAUUUAGUGGCACAAAUUGCAAAACUACUUUAACUUUCCGGAAAACGCCUAAACUAUUAAAUCGUCCGAUCCGCAAUAUAAUAUAACAAUUAUAAGUGUCCUCGAUGCAAAAUUCAGCUUUUGCAAUGUCCAUUAAACUUGUAAAUGAUGUUAAACACCUUAAACAAACCCGAGAAUAUCAACGGGAUAUCAAAGACAUAGCUUCCGGUAUUAUAACACACCUUUCACAUAUUGUCCGGUUUCGAGCCGACGAGUGAACUAGUGAUAUUUUUAUUAUCCUAACACCUAGUUAACUAGUCUAAUGAACUAGUGAUAUUUUUAUUAUCCUAACACCUAGUUAACUAGUCUAAUGAACUAGUUAGACUUAUAUUGGCCUCAUAAACAUCGUUAGACCUCUAAUCAUGCAAGAACUCAACUAAUGAUGAAAAUAUCUAUACUAAAAAUAUAACACAUGCUUAUUUGAAUUGUUCAAUGAAAUGGCCAUGCCUACCCCCACCCCCCCCCCCCCCAAUCCCCCAUGCUUAGAUCUCUGUGAGUGCAUUUUGUAUGUCCAUAGUUAGAAAUCUGUUGAUACGUUAAAUGUCUAAAGUCUUGAGUCUGUAUCAUACAGGACAGAGGUUUCAUUAGGUGUCGUUAGGCAGUGUCAGGUCAGUAUACGGUACGGCACGAUGCGAAGAAACUGAACAAGAUCCAAAGUGAUGUCAUCAUUAUGCUGAUGACAUCAUAUACAAUAUCAUAUGCAUGGAAUGAAGUCUGCAUGAUACAGCAACCAAUUAGAAUGUAUUGGACUCUGGCAGACUUGUACGAACCAGAGAAAUACAACGCAGAUUAGUACGAAGGGAGAAUGGCAGUUUGUACGAACCGGAGUAUACAUGGCAGCUUCGUACGAACCGAGUAUGGCUAUGUUCGUACGAACCUACAACAACUAUAAAUACUUUCCAUGUCCCUUCGUACAUAACACAUCUCAGAGAACACAUGAGAGAACUCGGUUCGUACGAACACAAGUUCUUCAAGUUCAUCAUCUACAUCAAGAACGCUCCCGAUUACGUCAUGUUUAUUAGAUUUCGAGUGUUCUUUGUAUAGAUCGAGUCGAAACUCUGUCCGGUUGUCGUUGAUGCGUAAUAAAACGACGUUUAUUUACGUCUUCGCGCACGAUUACGGUUCAAUUUAACGGAUUCCGCACGUUAAAUCGAAUCCACCGCAGAACUAGAGAUCGUUUACGAUCCGAUCCUGAACUCACAAGUGGUAUCAGAGCCACGGAUGCUCUGCGUGUAAUCGUGAUCGAAAUCGGACGAGUUUCGGUGAAAUCGAAUCUGUUUCGGUUGAUUUUCAAUUGAUUUCGGUUAAAUUUUGUUGAAUUUCAGACAUCUCAGAUGUGUGUUGAUUGAUUGUUGAUGUGUUUUGAACAAGUAGUAAGCUGAUUCGAUCUGUUUCAAAUCAA
This is a messenger RNA of Helianthus annuus (common sunflower), 4275 nucleotides long. RefSeq lists its product as uncharacterized. Bases 521 to 2617 code for a protein of 698 amino acids. The transcript is spliced from 2 exons. NCBI's taxonomy places the organism in Eukaryota, Viridiplantae, Streptophyta, Magnoliopsida, Asterales, Asteraceae. The record is from RefSeq and is a predicted model, not a curated record.